GUGAGCACCACACACCCCUGAGCCUUCCCUGUGUAGUGUUAGAACCUGCUAGGUGCUGCACGUCUUACCUGAGAGCCUGCUUAGUGUAAACACGAUUACCUGUGAGUAAUGUUCAGUAACAAAAGUAAGAUGCUACGUGCACGCUGCUUCCCUUAAUCAUUCUCCUUUCCUUUUCCUCAGGGGACCGUGAAACAGCUCCUACUGUUCUCAGAGGUGGAGGGGAGCCCAUGCUUCCUUGACAUCUGUGGAAAUUUCCUGGUUGUGGGGACAGACUUGGCUCACUUUAAAAGCUUUGAUCUUUCCCGAAGAGAGGCCAAAGAGCACUGUGGUGACCGGAAGCUGGCCGAUCUGAUCCCGGGCGCAGCGGGCAUGGCCUCGCUCAGGUGUAACGCCAGCGGCGGCAAGAUCAGCAUCCUCCUCAGCAAGGCUGACGGCAUCCCCGAUUCCAAAAUCUGCUUCUAUGACGUGGAAAUGGAUACCGUGAGUCUCCUGGACCUCAAGACGGGGCAGGUUGAUCGGAGGGAGACGCUGUCCUUCAACGGGCAAGAGACCAAGAAGAGCCCCGCCUUUGCGGACGAAAGACUGAGGGAUCUCGUUCCCGUGAGCCACUUCUGGGACCAGAGCGAGCCCAGGCUGUUCGUGUGCGAGGCCGUGCGGGAGCCACCGGGGGCCCCGCUGCAGCCCGGGGACAAGAAGCUCCCCGCCGAGGAUGGCCCGGACUCCACGGCUGACGUGCUGGUCCUGUCCUUCUUCGUCACCGAAGAGCAUGGCUUCUUGCUCCAGGACAGCUUCUCCCGGCCUCCCGCCUACCAGACCCUUCUGGGAAUUCAAGUGCCUCACUAUUACUUCACGAGGAAGGUGGGAGCCCUGCGAGC
Messenger RNA from Panthera uncia (snow leopard), 875 nucleotides. RefSeq names its product intraflagellar transport protein 140 homolog. The record is from RefSeq and is a predicted model, not a curated record. The transcript is spliced from 5 exons. Gene Ontology annotation, cellular component: axoneme; ciliary basal body; intraciliary transport particle A. NCBI's taxonomy places the organism in Eukaryota, Metazoa, Chordata, Mammalia, Carnivora, Felidae. Gene Ontology annotation, biological process: intraciliary retrograde transport. The annotation marks the transcript as partial.